Molecule: messenger RNA, 975 nt
Organism: Fusarium redolens
Lineage: Eukaryota; Fungi; Ascomycota; Sordariomycetes; Hypocreales; Nectriaceae
Product: MEMO1 family
Exons: 2
Coding region: 1-975 (324 amino acids)
Source: RefSeq, a predicted model, not a curated record
AUGACGACUAUCCGACCAGCAGAAAAGGCCGGUGAAUGGUACGACAAGGACCCGGCAAAGUUACGCCUUGAGCUCCAGAGCUAUCUAACGGCAGUUCCGGAGAGUUUGGAUGGAGUUUCAUUGCCCAUUCCCGGAGCUCGUGUUGUAAUCGCCCCCCAUGCGGGAUAUCAAUUCUCUGGGCCGUGUGCAGCUUGGGCUUACAAGACUCUUGACCUGAGCCAUGCCAAGCGUGUCAUCGUCCUUGGUCCAUCUCACACUUACUAUCUCGAGGGAUGUGCAGCAACCACUUUUGAGAAGUAUGCAACACCCUUUGGCGACUUAGAGAUCGACCAGGAACUGGUCAGAGAGCUCGGGGAUGCACUAGAAAUGGAGACUAUGCCCAAACACCGAGAGAUUCAGGAACACUCCCUAGAGAUGCAUAUGCCAUAUCUUUAUCUCCGCUGCCAGGAGUCAUUUGACUCGCCUGACAAGUUCCCUAAGAUUGUGCCCGUGCUUGUAGGCAGAAACAACGGGAAUGAGGAGAAUGUUAUAGGACGAGCUUUGCUGCCAUACCUCAGAGACCCGGAGAACGCCUUUAUCAUCAGCUCCGAUUUUUGUCAUUGGGGCAAACAUUUCGGCUACCUACCCUACUCACCCACGAAAAGUCCUUCUGAUCUAACACAGUUGAGAAAGGAGGACCCCAUACCCAACGGUCCCCCGAUUCACGAGACGAUUAGAGUCAUCGAUGAAGCAGCCAUGGAUGCCGUUGAGAGUGGCGUUCAUGCAGAGUUUCUUGCCACUCUACGACAAACCCAUAAUUCGGUAUGCGGGCGACACCCUAUCGGAGUUAUGAUGGCGGCUUUGGAGCUGUUACGCAAACAGCCCGAGUAUAAGGACAAGGGACGAUUUAGCAUUAUUCAAUAUGACCGUAGCAACUUGGUCGAGAAACCGAGUGAUUUCAGCGUCAGCUAUGUGUCUGCAUAUGCUGUUCUUUGA